AUGACUGCCCAAAUCAAGACACCCUCCGCCUUCUCUGAGGGCGAUGUCAUGCCUUGGAUCAAUAUCUUCUUUGAUCGACUCUAUCCAACUUUACCGAUCGUCAAUCGUUUCUCCUUAUAUCGGGAUAUUGUGGCUGGCCGCCAAAGUCAAGACCGCGACUUCACUGCUAUGGUCCUCUCACUCUCCGCUUUAGCCCUCGUACAGCCAGUAUUACGAGAGGAAUACGAGUCUAUGCCGUCCCGUAUCACUUUGGCCACAAACAUGCUUCAGGCCGCAAUGAGAUCGAGGACGCACACCUUCGGAGAGAACCUCACUGUGGUCACUGUAGUUGCAAGCUUCUUCAUGUUUGCUGCUCUUUUCGGAAUGGGGAACCAGAAUGCUGCUUGGCUUCGUUUGAGGGAGGCCGUUGAGUGUGGAAAGAUGAUCGGUCUCCACCGCCCAGAAACCUACAGGUACCUGGACAGAGAUGAAAAGGGCCAGCGCUUUCGAUUGUUCUUGAUCCUGUCCGUCACAGAACGAGGAUAUGCACUCCAACGAAAUCACUACAUCAGUUUCACUGGCCAGCACUUAUCAAAGAUGGAUAGCAUCUACAGGGAAAUCGAGGCCAGUGCCACGAGCCAUAUCUCAAGCAUUCUUGUCCAUGACGACAAAGACGUCACAGCGAUGCGUGGACUUCUGCAGCUGAUGAAAUUGUUUGAUUCUGUCGAUGAGGACGUCAUCACGUGCUGGAACCGAAGCUGUUCAAUUUCUCACGGCACCUGUACGAAGCUCACAACUGUGCAAGUCCAGAGAGUGUACAACGCCAUAUCUAGUGCCAUGCCGCCAACUUCAUCGCGGACCUCACGUUCGGAUCAAAACACGGAUGGCGCCUCGGCAGCGCCACAACCCACCAAUUCUAUCUUGAAUGAUCCUCAGUGGGCCGACUGCUUCGUGCUACAGCAAUGGCUCUUCAUCAGACUGUGGGUUUCCUGCCUGACACAUGAUUUGCUCGACGAGAACAGCAGCCUUCAUUUCAUUAGGCCAUCGUUUGCCAUCAAUGUGGCAACGAAUGUCUGGAACGAAUGCCGCAACCUCGAGACCAGUGUCCUUGAAGUUCACGGUAUUGGAAUGAUAGAGCGGCUGUUCGACGUUGCCAUGGGCAUUUGUAUGGCCAUCGAGCACUGUCAAGGUGCGGAACAUGCGCGGGUCACCGAGUCAGGCGUUGCGACACUUGAGCACUACUUUGGCUUACUGGACCAUCUACGAAAUGGUGGUCACACCUUUAGCGCUGCGCUUCGAGAAGCGUAUGAAUCUAUUCAGACGUGA
Messenger RNA from Exophiala aquamarina CBS 119918, 1305 nucleotides. RefSeq lists its product as uncharacterized. The record is from RefSeq and is a predicted model, not a curated record. NCBI's taxonomy places the organism in Eukaryota, Fungi, Ascomycota, Eurotiomycetes, Chaetothyriales, Herpotrichiellaceae. Gene Ontology annotation, molecular function: zinc ion binding; DNA binding. The transcript has a single exon. Bases 1 to 1305 code for a protein of 434 amino acids. Gene Ontology annotation, biological process: DNA-templated transcription.